UGGAGCCCCAAGAUCCAAACCGCUGUGUGUACACCCAGCUCUAGCUGUGGGUUUGGAGGCUGCUGGCACGUUCGUACUGGAUAACAAUGGAUGAUUGGGACAACAGCAAUAGGUUUGUUCAGAGACUAGAUUUUUCCAGCUGCGGAGAAGACAAUGAGUUGGAAGGAGACAACAGCAUGCGAGAGGAAGUUCUGGGAUAUGUGACCCCUCAGAAGAACUGGGAUUCUCAAAGCUGGAGAAUUAACUGUCCUGUCCCAGUUACCCCACAGAGACCACUAAAUGAGUUCUCACUGACUCGCCCAAAGUCAUGGCUGAGUCCUGUAAGGGAAUGCAAGGGAUCUCUGAGAAAGAAUGCUGUCCUUUCAGAAGACUGUCCUGGAACUCCAUUGCAUUACGUCACUUGGCAAAAGUUACAGCUCUGUGAUACGCCACAUACCCCAAAGAGUCUCCUCACCAAGACUGCUUUCCCUUCACCUGUGGGGAAGUUCCCCUCCAAAGGGAUGAGAAACUUGAGGUUCACUUGUUGCGCUGAGCUGCAGGAGCCUGCCCCAGCCCCUGUGGUAAACAUUAACCCAUUUACACCAGAAUCAUAUCGGCAAAUGGUUUUCCAUCCCAACAGCAAGAGAAAAGCGAGAGGCGAGCUGGAGGAUCCCAGCCAGACAGGGAGCCAAGUGGAGCAGGGGGCGCCGGCCAAGAGGUUUCUCUUGCGUGACAACAACAUGGUUUCCCGCUACAAGAAGGAGUUCCUGGAGUUGGAAAGAAUCGGCGUGGGAGAGUUUGGCUCUGUGUACAAGUGCAUCAAGAGGUUGGAUGGAUGCGUCUAUGCAAUCAAGCGCUCAAAGAGACCUCUUGCCGGAUCCUCAGACGAGCAAAUGGCUUUGCGGGAAGUCUAUGCCCAUGCGGUGCUUGGUCAUCAUCCCCACGUGGUGCGCUACUAUUCUGCCUGGGCAGAAGAUGAUCACAUGAUCAUUCAGAAUGAACACUGCAAUGGUGGGAGCCUUCAGGACGUGCUUUUGGAAAAGGCAAAGACUGCAGACUACCUCAAAGAACCAGAGUUGAAGGAGAUCCUGCUGCAGGUUUCCACGGGGCUGAAAUAUAUUCAUGCCUCAGGCCUGGUUCACUUGGACAUCAAACCCAGCAAUAUUUUUAUUUGUCACAAGCUGGUUGGACCUGCUGGUGAGGAAGAGAGUGACAGUGAAGAUGAUGAAUUUGCCUCUUCUAACGUGGUGUAUAAAAUUGGGGACCUAGGACAUGUGACAUCGGUGACCAAUCCUCAGGUGGAAGAGGGGGAUAGCCGCUUCUUGGCCAACGAAGUCUUGCAAGAGCAAUACUGCCAUCUGCCUAAGGCGGAUAUAUUUGCCCUGGCAUUGACAAUUGCUCUAGCAGCAGGCUGUGAUCCACUGCCACUCAAUGAUACCCUGUGGCACCACAUCCGGAAAGGCAUCUUGCCACUUAUCCCACAACAGCUUUCCCGUGGCUUUACUGAGCUGCUCAAGCUUAUGAUUCAUCCCGAUCCAGUCAUCAGGCCCUCAGCGACUGCAUUAACCAAACACCCUGUCCUACGGCCUUCUCUUGACAAAGCUGCCCAACUUCAGAAGCAGCUGAAUGUGGAGAAGUCCAAAACAGCCAUGCUAGAAAGGGAGCUGAAAGCCAUCCGCCUUGCUCAGACCUUCAAAAAGGAUCUGUCUUUGGAGCGUGACAGGGCUGGAACCUCUGGAGCCAGUUCGAAACACCAGAGCAGCAAGAAACGACUGGUGGGAGGGAAAAACGCCCGGUCAUUCAGCUAUACUUGUGGGGGCUACUGAAGAACAAACUGUUCAGUGUUAUUUUCUCCCCCCCCCCCCAAGCUGCUGAAGCAUAUUCCUAUGAAAGGAUCAUAUGAUACAGUGAAUUGUAACCACAGCCAUGACAGGCAAGCUUCAUUACUGAUCUAAUUAGUAAGACACUAUCAACUGUCCAUUAUGUUUCAUCAGCCUGGUCUCCUGGAAAUGUCUUCUAGGUAACCAGAAGGUAUCUGCUGCCCUGGGUUCUGAAAAAGAGGUCAUUUUCUUUCUCUAGCUUUCUGCGUAGCCUGUUUUAAGGAGCUGUGCAUUUAAUACUCCACCUUGGGAAUUACCAGUUAUGGAUAAAGGGAAUAUGUAUUGGUCUGUAGGUGGCUUGUCUUUCUUGAAGUUGAGAAAGAGAAGAUACGAGGGAGACAAUGAGGCUAGGCUACUGAGCUAGUCUUUAAGAUGUACUCAAAGAGCCAAAUAGAAUAAACUAGACCAUAAUGUACUUAAAAUGGAAAUUCCAAUGAACGAGAUCUACCUGAAGCAAGUGAAGUAGUUCGAUGAUGAGGAAAGCGUAGCCUCUUUUGGAAAAAGUUGUAUCCAUUUGUAAUUUUUCUUCCUCUUUCAUAUUAAUGCUAAUGUUGGGGAAAUAGUAGGGAACCUUGGGGUUGAAGAUCUGUUUUAUUCCUGAUGCAGUAGUGAAUGAAAUACUAAUAGGGCUUGUCUACUUGCCUGAGUAUUAAUGAGGUAUUAAUAGAUCCAGUCCACUUGCCUGGGUCUUGCCAUCUGUGAGUACAUAUGUAUUAGUGUGUGAACAUCAUGGAGGGACACAAAUUCUUUUAGACCUUCUCAAUUUCCUGAGGAUUACAUUAUGUAACUGUUCAUAAUAAAAUAAAGUAAACAUGAAGCCCUGCAGAAUAACUUCUGUAUUGUGGCAUAAACAUCCCUGACUGCUCCGUGAACUAACCUUGUCUGUCAAGAUUUUAUUUUCUGAGUAGUGUCUUUAGAAUGUUUUAAGCCUCCAGAAAUAUGUAAGCGCCCCUUGAACAUUACUGAACAUGGUUUUAUUUCCAGCUGCUGGACAGCAUAAGGUUUUUAGUCAUUGGGGCUAUUUUCCCUUUUUAAAAAGGAAGUUACA
Sphaerodactylus townsendi is the source of this 2907-nucleotide messenger RNA. It is a transcript of the gene WEE2, whose product is annotated as WEE2 oocyte meiosis inhibiting kinase. The record is from RefSeq and is a predicted model, not a curated record. Gene Ontology annotation, molecular function: magnesium ion binding; ATP binding; non-membrane spanning protein tyrosine kinase activity. The transcript is spliced from 12 exons. Gene Ontology annotation, biological process: mitotic cell cycle; regulation of meiosis I; protein phosphorylation. Lineage: Eukaryota; Metazoa; Chordata; Lepidosauria; Squamata; Sphaerodactylidae. Gene Ontology annotation, cellular component: nucleus. Bases 87 to 1805 code for a protein of 572 amino acids.